CCAACAACCACUGCCAUCGUCGCUUUUCACCCUCCAUACCAAAUGCUGCGAUAUUAAGCCGCCAGAGCACAAGUGCAAUACUGGAUUUCCAGUAACGAGAGCACAUCCUCUCGGGGUGUGUGUGCAUCGUGAACGCCACCGGGCCCACGAUGUUUGGCAACAGACGCAGUACUCAAAUCCCUGACGAUGCGCUCAUUCGUCGUUUUCGGCGGGAUUUUGCGGGAGUUCUCGACUCCAACUUCCAUAAUGCCCAAGCGCCUGUUCCAUUGACGGCCAUGGAGACUAUGACUCCAUUCAGUGGCGAAUUCCACGGGCCCCAAGACCCUACGGCGAGCUCCUUCCAAGACUUUGGAUAUCCGUCGUCGUCUAUAUACGACAGCGGCCAGUCCUUUAUGGGGACACCUCACCAACCCGGCUUUUUUACCCCAGGAUUUGAUGGACUCGGCGGUCUGCCUCGUGCCCAGAUCAACCCGAUUUACCCUGGCGCAGUAAGCCAGAGCCCCCAGUACUUUACGAGCCCAUUCCCCGGCACGCUAGAUCACCAGAAUAUGAACAUGGGUUUGGAGAAUUUUUACCAGCCAGAGACAUAUAAAAACCCACAACCUUGGGAACAGAAUACCUCUCAUUCUCCUGAUCUUUUCACCUCUAAUGAUUAUGAGGGAGGGUGGUCACCUUCAGACCCAGACCCGAGACACCCUAUCGCUUCACCCGUCACUGCUCUGACACCAGACUCUCCACCAGGUUCUGAUGGACAGUCGUCAGAUAAUGAGAGUUUUCGGUUUACGGCAACGCUGAACGCCCCCACUGCGAUGGUGAAGCAUGAGAACGAAACCCCGGUCACCUAUCUCAAUAAAGGGCAGAUCUAUCAUCUGUCCGUGCUUGAUUCUGCUCCAACUGAACAAGGGACCAAAUAUAAAACGUCUGUCCGAAUCGUGUUCGAAGACGAAGAGCUAAGAUCAAAAACCUCGUCAUGCUGGCAAUUAUGGAGGAACUCUCGGGGGCUGAGAGAGGCCGGUCGACGAGAUGGAAAACUGCACGCGCUGGAGUACGUUGAUCCGGCGGCAGAACGAUCCAAGUCCUGGAAGUAUCCUCUUGCACCGCUGGAAAAGGCAUCUCUGGAUGGGUUUUCUGUCACCUGGACUGCUGAUGUGGCGGCUGGAGUCUCGGGCUGUACCGUUCCCCUCCGGUGCAACUUUCUAUCUACAGAUUUCAGUCUCUCCAAGGGUAUAAAGGGGGCUGCGGUCCGACUGUGCGCGAAGACAAAGAUUGUGACCCAGGACUCUGCAGCAGAUAGUUACGAGGAAGUGUCCUAUUGCAAACUGAAGGUUUUCCGUGAUCAUGGAGCCGAGCGAAAGAUUUCGAAUGAUAUCGCCUAUGUGAAACGGAUGAUAGACAAACUUGAUCUGCAAAUCGCCGAUGCUGAUGCUGGAACCGGGAAACGCAAACGUGCACAGCCAUGGUCCACUGACCCGCAGGAUAGGGAUAUCCGGAAUGACCCCAAGGCAGGACUCAACAGUAUGCAUGGUAUGCUCUCGUCUGCUCGUCCAGUGAGCCUUCUCUCUCUGCGAGACGAUAAAGGAGAUGAUCUAGCCAUGUUUUCGUCCUCAUCCCAGUCAUCAGACGAACAAGCGACGAUGGAGAAACGACCAAGCACAAACGAACCCGAAUCAGUACCAUCAGUACCAUCCGUACCGUCCGUACCAUCCAUACGCAGUGUCAAAACCUCAAUAGAGUCGCCGCAUCACUUGGCGAAUCGACAGGCCCUCGAUGCUCAAGGGGAUUACACCACAGAAUACUCCAAUUCACAGCCCAGCCUCAGGGGUAUCUCACUUGGCUCCUCCAUAGCAUCCUGGGACCAACGUCCCCCUAGGAGCCGUAUUAAGAUGCAAUCCAGCCAAGAGACCGACUCAACAUCUUCGAACCGGUCAAGUACACCAGAACCCCUGCCCUCAAUACCCCUAUUGAUAAGAAAGUACUUACCGUGUCCAGUUGCAUGUUUUUAUCUUCUGUUUUCCAGAACCGAUGAGAAGCCCGAGCCUCAUUACCGAGCAAUCUAUCUGGUGGAGCGAACCGUCCGUGAUCUGGUGGAUAAGAUAGCCCAGAAACGACUGCUCAAUCCAGCCUCGAUAGUCCGUGUAAUCCACGUCAGACCUAGCGGGAUGAAGAUCUUGCUGGACGAUGAGGUCCUUGCGCAGAUCCCUGAUGGACAAGAUAUGUUGGUCGAGUUCGUCAAUGUCUCAGACCAAGCUAAGUCUAUUGCCAACGAUACCCCGGCGCCUGCGGUGGAGGUGAGAUUGCAAUUUUAAUUUGCUGUUUAUGACGAAAUCCAUAGCGACUAGAGGUAAGCUGUUCGGGCUGCAGCUAUUGCCAGAACAUAAUUCAUUAAUG
Aspergillus wentii DTO 134E9 is the source of this 2388-nucleotide messenger RNA. RefSeq lists its product as uncharacterized. Gene Ontology annotation, molecular function: DNA-binding transcription activator activity, RNA polymerase II-specific; RNA polymerase II cis-regulatory region sequence-specific DNA binding. The record is from RefSeq and is a predicted model, not a curated record. Bases 150 to 2306 code for a protein of 718 amino acids. Gene Ontology annotation, biological process: regulation of transcription by RNA polymerase II. The transcript is spliced from 4 exons. Gene Ontology annotation, cellular component: nucleus. NCBI's taxonomy places the organism in Eukaryota, Fungi, Ascomycota, Eurotiomycetes, Eurotiales, Aspergillaceae.